CUUUAACAGACUCUGUUUUGUGUCCCUGUAAUCUUCAGAUUGCUGUUUCCAUUUGGAAAAUGAGUCACAGUCGUGGGCGUAGUUUUGUUGAGGUUAUUUGUGAGAAGUACAGCCCAGAAAAUUUUCCAUAUCGACGAGGAAUGGGCAUUGGCAUCCACAUCUCUGCAGGGCCACAGGGCUCACCUUUGAAAGCACGUCUGAAUCUCCCAACUAUCCUCGUGCUGGAUGGUUGUGGAAUUACAACUGCUGGAAAGGAAAGUGAUAUUGCUGCCUUCUGCUCGCAUGUCUCUGAACUCGACCUGUCUGAUAAUAAUCUACAAGACUGGUACGAGAUCAGCAAAAUUGUAUCAAAUCUUGCCAAGCUAACAUUUCUGAACCUCACCUCGAAUCCUCUGACUGAGGCCAGUUUAGAUUCAGCUUGUGCUGCCUCAUUCUCCCAAAUACAGAGACUCGUCCUCAACAACACCAAAGUUUCAUGGGAAACUGUUCACACUUUGCUGCAGGAGUUAUCAGGGUUAGAGGAGCUCUUCCUGUGCUUUAAUGACUACAGGGCAGUAUCACUGUCGUCCUGCUCCUACCCAUCACUUCGACUCCUACAUAUUACUGAUAAUAAUCUCACUGACUGGGCAGAAGUACACAAACUUGGACAAAUGUUCCCAGGCUUGGACACAUUAAUCCUGGCAAACAACAACCUGACCAGCAUCACAGAUUCUCAGGGAACUCUGGCACGACUUUUCCAAAACCUACGAUCAAUUAAUCUUCAUAACUCAGGACUAAGCUCAUGGGAUGACAUUGAUAAACUCAAAGCAUUCCCUAAAUUGGAAGAAGUGAGGCUUCUAGGAAUUCCUUUGCUCCAGAGCUAUUCAGAGGAGGAACGACGCAAACUCAUCAUAGCUAGGUUGCCAUCUGUUACAGUGUUAAAUGGCAGCAAAGUUGCUGGCGAGAGGAUAGAUGCUGAACGGUUUUUCAUACGUUACCAUAUAAACCACCCAGAUGAAGAAUUACCAGACAGAUACCACGAACUGGUAACACAGUAUGGUGUACUGGAACCAUUGGCAGUGGUCGACCUUCGACCCCAGAGCCGUGCAAAGGUUGAGGUUCACUUUGAAGGUAAAGUUGAGGUCAUGAAUAUUCGUCUCGAUCAGACAGUGGCUGAUCUGAAGAAGCAACUUCGAACUGUCGUACAGUUACCGGCCAAUAAUAUGCGCCUGUACUACAUUGAUCAAGACAUGGUAAAGACUUUUGGACCAGAAGAAAUGAAAUUCAGCACACGAGCUCUCCACUCAUUUAGUAUUCGAGACGGAGAUGAGAUUCAUGUAGAACCCAAAACAAAAUACUGUGAUGCCAUUGCUGCUGCUGAAACUGCCACCUCUCUGAUCUCCCCCGGUGCCUCGGGAAUAUGCCCAGGCAAGAUCCACUUACAUGCCAAGCCAAGACACUGCCAUGAGCCGCUGAUAGACCAGCCGAGAUACUGCCGAGAGACCAGUUGUCUGGAACAGGGUGUCUCUAAGACCUCGCAGGCUCCUCAACCAGUGUACACAAUACUAAUUUACCUAGGAAAGGAUUACACAGCACAGGUCUGCAUGUUGUGUUUAGAGUUACUGUAUCAAUUUGGAACCAGGAACUCAGACAGUGAAACUCCAAAGGUCGAUGAUGGCGGAUCUCCAGAAAUUCCUCUAUCAAUCACUUUCCCAUUUUUUGCAAUGGGACAGAGGUCACUUCAUGUGAAUAACAAUGGUGUGAUAUCCUUCAAUGUACAAGUCAGCCAGUUCACCCCUGAAGCAUUCCCUCUCUCUGAUGGGCGUUCCUUCAUUGCUCCUUUUUGGGCGGAUGUUCAUAAUGGAAUCAAGGGGAAUGUGUAUUACAGAGAGAGCACUGAUCCCAGUAUGCUGCAAAGAGCUACGAAGGAUAUCAGGAAGAGCUUCAAGGACCAGACCUCCUUCUCAGCUACUUGGGUGUUCAUUGCCACCUGGUACAAAGUCACCUUCUAUGGAGGCAGCUCCACAACACCGAUGAAUACCUUUCAGUGUGUGCUGAUCACAGAUGAAAGAACAUCAUUUGCCAUGUUCAACUAUGCUGAUAUUUACUGGACGACGGGGACUGCAAGUGGAGGAGACCCAUUAACUGGAGUUGGAGGCUCAGCAGCACAGGCAGGAUUCAAUGGUGGGGAUAACAGUCACUUUUUCAGUUUGCCCACAUCUCGAACCUCUGAGAUGAUGAACAUUGAAGAGACAAGUAACGUAAACUUCCCAGGACGCUGGAUUUUUAGAAUAGAUGGAGAUACAAUUGAUCCAUCAAAUGGUUGCAGCCUGAAUGGGCAGUUUUUCCGCCGUGGGGAUGUGUUCUGGACCGAGGAGAAAUGCCAGACCAAAUGCCGCUGCCUUGACCUGGAGAACCGGCUCCUGUGCCAGAACCUGUCGUGCGGCCAGUUCGAGCAGUGUCACUCUGUCGAUGGUAUUUACCGCUGCGUUCCCGAGCAGACAGCCUCCUGUGUGGUUUUUGGAGACCCUCACUAUCACACCUUCGACGGAUUCCUCUUCCAUUUUCAGGGAACUUGCUCCUAUGUCCUAUCCAGGCCAUGUCAGCAGAGGGGCCAUCUCCCCGGCUUCAGCAUCGAGUCCACCAACGAGAACCGCGCAGGAAGCGCCGUCUCUUGGCUUCGGAGCAUCAAAGUGAAGGUCUAUUCACACAGCAUCGUCAUUCCCCGGGGAAACGGCGGCCAAGUGCUGGUAGACAGUGUCCGGCUGACUUUGCCUGUGCAGUUGCAGAUGGGGGCGGUGAAGGUUUUCCGCAGCGGCCUGGCCACUGCCCUGGAGACGGAUUUCGGUUUGUUCCUGACCUUUGACGGGGAACAUUACGCAUCGAUCUCGGUGCCCAGCUCCUACCGGAACAACACCUGCGGCCUGUGCGGCAACUUCAACAACUAUCCCGGAGACGACAACCUGCUCCCGGGGGGAAUGCCCUCGGAAUCAGUGGCAGAGCUGGGCAGUUCUGGCAGGUUCUGCCAUCACGGCUGUGCCCCGAACUGCAGCAGCUGUAGCCCGCAUUCCGAGUCUACCUUCUCCACCAACCAAUACUGCGGCCUCAUCAACCAAACCGAUGGACCUUUCCGGGACUGUCGCACUCUGCUGGACCCGAGCAGCUUCAUCAGCAGCUGUGUGUAUGACCUGUGUGCCAACGCAGACAACUUCAGCAACAUCCUGUGCCAGGCCAUUCAGGCCUAUGCCCUCAGCUGCCAGGUCGCAGGGAUCACCAUCGGCCGCUGGAGAACCCACACUUUCUGCGCCUUACCCUGCCCAGAGCGGAGCCACUAUGAGGUGUGUACCAGCAGCUGUCCAGCUACCUGCACUGACCUGAUUUCUCCUUUGUACUGUACCAGGCCCUGCACCGAGGGUUGUCAGUGUGAUGCAGGCUAUGUACUCAGUGGUAGUAACUGUGUUCCACUUGAAGAGUGUGGCUGUGAAUUCCAUGAGCGAUAUUAUUCCUUCAAAACAAAGUUCUGGGCAAAUGAUGACUGCACCCUACAGUGCCUGUGUGAGGGUCCUGGGGAGGUGCUCUGUAUAAAUGAAACUUGCUCAAAAGGAGAAUUCUGUCUUGUGGAGAAUGGGAUCCGAGGGUGCUAUCCCAAGAGAGCAGCUGUGUGUACAGUCUCACGCAAUAACAGGGUACAAACAUUCGAUGGUGCUUCGUUUGAUUUCCGGGAUGAAUAUGCGUACACCCUGCUCAAAAUCUGUGGCUCAAACAGUUACAAUCUGUCUCAUUUCGAAAUCAAACUAGGAAGAAAGAAAAUGGUUAAUGGUUCUUGGAUAAAAUCACUGACUAUAAAAUUCCCUGAUCAUGAAAUAAAGAUUGGAGACAGUGAAAACAUCAUCAAGGUCAAUGCCUUUGCGAUUUCUUUGCCGUUUAUGCAUUCAUCUGGAAAAUUGAAGAUCUACAGAAAUGGAAAUGAUACCAUGGUGGAAUUAAACAACAGUUUCCAAAUCCUGUAUUCGAGUGAGGAUCGUGUGAAUUUAACACUGUCCACUGCCUACUACAACAACACCUGUGGACUCUGUGGAUACUUUAAUGGUAAUCCCACAGAUGACUUCCGUAAAGCCAAUGGAAAGGUGACAGAAAAUGCUGCAGAAUUUGUGGAUAAUUGGAAGACAUUUGCUGAUGAUAUGACAUGCAACGGCCAGUGUGAGGAGCUGUACAUUGUGUGUACAAAUGAGGAUUUAAUUUUGUAUCAAGGAAUUUCUCUAUGUGGAAUAAUCAAUGAUCCCACUAACAGCUCCUUCCUCAACUGUCAUGAAGCUGUCAAUCCUUCUCCCUUUUUCAGAAGUUGCCUGUAUUCUAUGUGUUUAAAUGGUGGGAACAUAACAGCCCUUUGCAGCUCCCUGCAGGCAUAUGCAGAUGCUUGCCUUGGUGCCGAGGUCACACAAGCUAACUGGGGAAGUAGCACGUUUUGCCCUCUUCCAUGUCCUGACCAUAGCCACUUUGCCGAAUGCACCUCCGCCUGUCCAAUGACUUGUGUCUCCCUGGAGCAGGAUGUGGAUUGUACGCUGCCUUGUGUGGAGGGCUGUCAGUGUGACCAGGGUUUUGUCCUAAAAGACGGUCACUGUAUUCCAAAGAGCCACUGCGGCUGUAUCUACGAAGGUUUGGAGGUCAGGACCAAUGAAACUUUCUGGUUGGACAGAGACUGUCAAACUCGCUGCUACUGCAAUGGCUCUGACAAUGCGGUAUAUUGUGAGAGCGCCUCCUGUCGUCUUGAUGAGUUUUGCUCUGGUGGACCUGACCUCUUUUCCUGCCUUCCCCGCACAGAGGCUGUUUGCAUCGUGUCCGGUUACAGCCACUUGUACACCUUUGACACUCUGGCCUAUGAUCUGCAAAGUACCUGCUCCCACAUCGUCAGCACUGUGUCCCCCAGCUCCCCACAUCUGCCCCACUUCCUGGUCCAAGCUGAGAAUGAAGACCGCAACACAUCAUUGGCUCUGUGGCUUCAUCAAGUCGAGGUGAAGGUGUACAGCUACAGUAUCACCGCUUCCAAAGCCUACAAACACACAGUGAUGGUGAACAAGGAGCGGGUUAAUCUGCCCCUCAGACUGGGUCAUGGCGAGGUCAAUCUCUACUCGUUCAGUUUCUACCUGAUUCUGGAAACGGAUUUUGGUCUCAAGGUGAUUUAUGACUGGAACACGUUCCUAACGGUGACCGUCCCCAGGAUCUUCUUCAAUUCCACGCGGGGUCUGUGUGGCCAGUUCAAUGGAGAUCCGGCUGAUGAUCUCCAGACUGCCGACGGCGAGAUCGCGGGAGAUCUGCUGGAGUUUGCAGAGAGCUGGAUGGUGGCGAGGACUGCGUUUUGUGAGCUGGGCUGUGACCGGGUUUGCCCCUCUUGUGAGCAGGUACUCAAUCUCCCUGUGGAUGUGCUGCAACUCUGUGCCCUCAUUGUGUCCAAAGACAAUGUCUUCAGCCGCUGUCACGCGAAGGUGAAUCCCACUUUCUUUUACCACAAUUGUAUUUUCGACACGUGCAUCGACCGUGGAGACCGGCAAACCGCCUGUAACUGGCUUCAGAGCUAUGGCAGCAGCUGCCAGGCUCAGGGAAUUGUUCUGGCCGGCUGGAGAAACCUGACCAUGUGCAUGAUCAACUGUCCUGCAAACAGUCACUAUGAGAGCUGUAUGUCUGUGUGCCAACCGGGGUGUGGCACCAUCAAAACUCACCAGGACUGCAGUCGUUAUUGUGUGGAGGGCUGUCAGUGUAACGAUGGCUUCCUGCUCAAUGGCAGAACGUGCAUCCUGCCCCAGGACUGCGGCUGCUUGGCAGAUGAUAAUUACUAUGAGCCAGGGCAGUUUUUCUGGAACACUAACUGCUCCAAACACUGUCGCUGCAUGGGACGCAAUAUGGUCCAGUGUGAUUCACGCCAAUGCAAGAAUGAGGAAUCAUGUUUAAUCCGCAAUGGAAUCAGAGGCUGCUACAGUAAGAAAGACUCUUCUUGCAUCGCUGCUGGGGGAGGCAUAUUCCAGACCUUUGACGGGGCAUUCCUGCGAUUUCCUGCUGCCUGUUCAUUUGUCCUCUCCACAAUUUGUCACAAACUUCCAGACAUAUCCUUUCAACUGAUUGUAAAUUUUGACAAAUGGAGUUCACCCAACAUGACUGUGAUCUCCCCUGUUUACCUGUAUAUCAAUGAAGAACAGAUUCUCAUCUCAGGCAACAAUGUGCAGGUGAAUGGAACCAUUGUUACAAUUCCUGUUGCCACAGGACUAACAAAGAUCUCGACUGCUGAGGGAUUUCUAAUCAUUGAUACUGUUCAAGGUAUUCAGAUCCAAUACAACUGGUUUAAUUUGCUGUCUAUCAGAAUGGGGGAACGUCUACAAAACAAGGUGUGUGGUCUUUGUGGAAAUUUUAAUGGAAACCCCAGUGAUGAUGAUUUAAGUUCUCGAGGAAAACCAGCACAAACUGUCUUGGAAUUGGCAAAGAGUUGGAAAACCAAUGGCAUGCAGAACAGUUGUGAUGAAGAUCAAUACACUGCAUUAUCACUCACUUGUGAUAAUCAGGACAUCAUCCAGUUACAGAACGAAGGAAGGUGCCUGAAACUCACUGAAAUGAAGGGAUUCUUCCAGCCGUGUUAUGGCUUCAUCAACCCAAUGCCAUUUUACACAUCCUGUGGAUUAGAUACUUGUUACUGGGAUGAAAGAUCACAAAUCUGCAGCUCACUGGCAGCAUACGGAGAAGCAUGUCGUUUGAGGGGGAUCCUGAGCACUGACUGGAUUCGGCAGGAAAACUGCUCAGAAUUGAUUGAGGAUCCAUGUGCUGGAGGCAUUUGUACCAACUACAGUUUAUGCCGACAGGGUAAUGGUGAUCUCUGUGGCUGCCCAGAAGAGCCAAGCCCAUACAGUGAUGAUAUUGUCCAGGCAGACGUGGUGUGUAAAUAUUCACAGAUGGACGUUUAUAUUUCCAAAUGUCAACUUUAUCAGUUGGGCUUUGAGCGUGAAGAUGUUCGAAUUAAUGAUAUACGCUGUAUGGGGUCGGAAGGAGAUGAUUUUAUUGCAUUUCACAUCAAUAAUACCAACCACAACUGUGGCAAUAUUGUGAAAACAAAUGAGACGCAUAUCAUGUACAUAAAUACGGUCUGGAUCGAAAGUCUGAACAACACAGACAAUGUCAUUACUCGUGAUAGAGUCAUUAAUGUUGAGUUCUCCUGUGCCUACGAACUUGACCUGAAAGUUUCUCUUGAAACUGUUGUGAGGCCAAUGCUGAGUGUUGUCAACCUCACUCUUCCCACCAAAGAAGGUAGUUUCAUCACCAAAAUGGCUCUGUAUAAAAAUUCAUCUUACAAGUUUCCAUAUCGAGAGGGCGAGGUGACACUCACAACUCGGGAUGUCCUGUAUAUUGGAGUGUUUGUCGAGGGAGCAGAUGCCACUCACUUAAUUCUGAUCAUCAACCGGUGCUGGGCCACUCCAUCCCGGAAUCCAAAGGAUCGACUACGCUACAUGAUAAUAGAGCAAGGAUGUCCAAACUCAAAGGACAACACUAUCGAGAUGGAGGAGAAUGGAGUGUCUCUCACCUGCCGUUUCCACCUAGUUGUUUUCAAGUUUAUCGGUGAUUAUGAGGAGGUCCAUCUGCACUGUGACGUGACACUGUGUAACUCCGAUACAAAUAACUGCAGAGUUACUUGUCCAACAAACAGCAGGAGGCUCUCCAAUGACGACUGGCUACGAACAAAACAGCAGAUUCUGUCUGUUGGACCCAUCAGGAAAAGAGCAGCUGAUUGGUGUGAGACGGACAACGGUGGCUGUGAACAGAUUUGUACGAGUCAGGUGGAGCACGCAGUCUGCAGUUGUACCACUGGAUUUCUGCACUGGGAUGGCAAACACUGUCAAGCUUUAAGUGCUUGUAGUGAGCCAGCGAUUCUCCCCACACUUCUAGUGAUGACACAGCUGUUUGGCUGGGUACUGAUAAACACACCAAACCUGAAACUGUAACAACAGUGAAGACAGAAGCAAUCACUUUGGGAACAGGAGUACAGUGGCAUUGAUCAGAAUUUAAGAAGCAACGCAUUUUUGUACUGUUGGGGAAUUUAUGUUGAAUUAACUUUGUUUUAUUUAAGUAUUAGUACUAUAGUGAAGGAUCAUAAGGUCUGGAUUUUGUGAUUAAUUUAGAGGCAUGAGAACUCAAUCCUUUAGCUGGAGGUAGUCUGAACUGUUCUUAGUUUUAAGAUUUCAGCCUUUUGCUGAGUGUAGG
Molecule: messenger RNA, 8217 nt
Organism: Rhincodon typus (whale shark)
Lineage: Eukaryota; Metazoa; Chordata; Chondrichthyes; Orectolobiformes; Rhincodontidae
Gene: tecta
Product: tectorin alpha
Exons: 31
Coding region: 60-7958 (2632 amino acids)
Biological process (GO): cell-matrix adhesion
Molecular function (GO): protein binding
Source: RefSeq, a predicted model, not a curated record